CGUGACUAAAACCCGCCCCUCACACUUAAAUCGGGAUAAAGGCCAGCAUCCCCGACCUCGGCGGACGGGAACAAACGGGCAUGAACGGUUCGGGGUUCUUUAACCCAUGAGGGUAAGUGGGUUGUUUUGGGCCUGCUGGACUGUUUAGGUAGAAAAAGGAAGGGGGGGAAGGGUGGAAUCUCUUUCUUUGCGAAAGAAAAAAAAAAAAAAAACAGUUUGCCGAUUAAAAGUAUAGUGCCUUGGCUGUUUGUUCAUUUACAUUAUGUACAGAAAGAGAAGAAAAAAAGACCAAGACAAUUGAAAACACAGACCUUGUUGCCAAGGUUUGAUCAGUGGGAAAUUUUACGACCAAAAAGACGACGAGAGCCAACAGGACAGAACAACAAGAAGCGACAACACCGACUGACUGUAGAGCAACAACAUACCACUGCAAUUUUACACCACCAAAUCACGAACCUUAUCUAAACACCGAUCGAGCCGGACCUCGACCCUCCCAAUCCGAUAACCCUCUCGAAAAAACAACCAACCAACCAAACCAAAACAAACCAAAACCAAACAACUCUCCCUUCACACACCACCCGACCACCACACCAGCAAACAUGGGCAUGAGCGACGUCUCCCCGCGACCGGGCUACAAGGUGACGCCGUGCCCUGCCAACCUGAUCCCUCGCUACGAGACGGGGAAGCAGGAGGUCCUGUGGAUCGGGUGCUCGGACAGCGGCUUCGAGGAGACCACGGUGCUCGACAUGCCGCUCGAGCAGACGCUCGUGGUGCGCGACAUUGCCAACAUGGCCCUGCCCGAGGACACGGCCGCCGCCAGCGGCGUGCAGUACGCCGUAGACGUCCUCAAGGUCCGCCACGUCGUCGUCUGCGGCCACUACGAGUGCGACGUCGUCAAGGCCGUCGACCACAGGAGGGGUCUGCACGGGCCGUGGUUUAGCAAAAUCCAAGAACUCAGGGCCGUCAGCACACCCGCCCUCCAAGCCGUCGAUCAGGAGCACCGCGACGGCCGCUUCGUCGAGCUCAACGUCGUCGAGCAGAUGAAGCAGAUCCAAAAAUUUCCCGAGAUCAAGCGCGCCAUGGAGGAGAGGGGCCUCAAGAUCCACGGCCUGGUCUACAGUAGGACUUGGAACAAGGCCGUCAAGAUCGAGCUUCCCGGGGAGGAGAAGGACUGGUUGACCAGCUAAAAAAGAAAAAAAAAAGAAGAAAAGGAAAAAAAAAAAAGCAUCUUUGAGUUUCUUUGAGGGUUUAGGAACGAAUAAACUAGAACUUUAUGUUUAUGAGACCCCAGCGUUUUUUUAUGAGAACCCUCGAUAGCGAAGUUUAUAAGCGUGCAAAUGUCAGUUUCAACAAUCAAAGCACAUAACCAAGCAAGCCAAGGGAGACUAACCAAGAAAACCAACAUCGCCCACCCUCUCAC
Pyricularia grisea is the source of this 1420-nucleotide messenger RNA. RefSeq lists its product as uncharacterized. Lineage: Eukaryota; Fungi; Ascomycota; Sordariomycetes; Magnaporthales; Pyriculariaceae. Gene Ontology annotation, cellular component: cytoplasm. The record is from RefSeq and is a predicted model, not a curated record. The transcript is spliced from 2 exons. The coding region runs from base 600 to 1187 and encodes 195 amino acids. Gene Ontology annotation, biological process: cellular response to oxidative stress; cellular response to carbon dioxide. Gene Ontology annotation, molecular function: zinc ion binding; carbonate dehydratase activity.